CCUCUCUAGCAUGCACUAUACAGACAUAAACAUCGGUACCCCACGCCCCCGCGUACGCCUUAUAAGCAUCCCAUCUCCAUCUCUCUCUCUCUUUCUUUCUCAUACCAUCUCCCACCCAAAGCAGCUGCCUGUCCACCCUCAACCACUUUCUUUCAUUCUUUAGAAUAUACCACUGUCUUUCACCAUGAACUUCAAGACCCUCUUCGCUACCAUCGCCGUCCUCGCGACCACCGCCCUCGCUGCCGACGAGCUCCAAGUCAACUCCCCCGCCUCUGUCAUUACCUGUCAGCCGGUCGCCCUCUCCUGGUCUGGUGGUACGGCUCCUUACAUUGUUGCCGUCAUCCCUGGUGGCGAGUCUACCGCUUCUGCCCUCGAGACCAUCUCCGACUCUGAGUCUGGCACCUCCACCACCUGGACCGCCGACAUUGCCUCGGGUACCUCCAUCACCUUCAAGAUUACCGAUGCUUCCGGUUCCAUCCAAUACUCUUCCCAGGUGACCAUCCAGAGCGGUAGCAGCGACUCUUGUGUCUCCGCCUCCGGCUCUUCCUCCGGAUCUGCCUCCGCUUCUGCUACCGACAGCUCUUCGUCUGGCGCCACUGCAGCUGCUGGCGGUUCUGGAUCUUCGGCCUCUGGGUCCGACAGCUCUGCCGCUUCUGCGACUGACAGCUCUGCCGCAUCUGGCGGAAGCUCAUCGUCCGCGGCCUCCAGCCAGGCUACGAGCGCCGCGUCCUCUGCGGCGGGCAGCUCUUCCGCUGCCGGCUCUUCCUCUUCCGCUGCCGGUUCUUCCUCGGCCGCUGGUGGCUCUUCGUCAGCCGCUGGCGGUUCUUCCUCGGCCUCUGCCUCGGCCUCCUCUUCUUCCGACUCUUCCUCUUCCGGAGCCCUUCCCCUCUCUGUCUCGGUCCCUGCUGUGGGUCUCGCCGCCCUCGGUGGUCUCGCCGCCUUCUUCUAA
Messenger RNA from Cryptococcus amylolentus CBS 6039, 949 nucleotides. RefSeq lists its product as hypothetical. Bases 185 to 949 code for a protein of 254 amino acids. The record is from RefSeq and is a predicted model, not a curated record. Lineage: Eukaryota; Fungi; Basidiomycota; Tremellomycetes; Tremellales; Cryptococcaceae. The transcript is spliced from 6 exons.